This is a messenger RNA of Paramecium tetraurelia, 927 nucleotides long. RefSeq lists its product as uncharacterized. The transcript has 2 exons. The record is from RefSeq and is a predicted model, not a curated record. Lineage: Eukaryota; Ciliophora; Oligohymenophorea; Peniculida; Parameciidae. Gene Ontology annotation, cellular component: cytosol.
AUGGGAGCAUAAUGCUGCAACAAUUAGUCGUAUUAAGAGGAUGUAGAACCAUGUGAUGAUACAGAAUUGAAUCAUUUGGAUGCUCGCUAAAUAAUUAUUAAAUAUAAUUAUAAAAAAAAGUAGAGAGAGAUGAAUUCAAGUCAAACCACUAAGACUCAAGAGAGAACCAAACUAUUAGCAGUGACUUUGAAAAGUGGAGGGGAGUAUUUGGGAGAUUGGGUUGGCAAUAAAAGAGAAGGAUAUGGUAUAUUGAAAUGGCCAGAUGGUUCAGAAUAUGAAGGAGAAUGGAAGAAUAAUAGAGCUCAUGGGUAAGGAAAGUUCAUCUAUCCUGACGGAGACUAUUAUGAAGGACAAUGGGAAAACGAUAAAUAAAAUGGUCGAGGGAUAUUCCAAUCGACAAGCGGAUGCAAAUUUGAAGGACAGUGGAAGGAUGAUUUGUAAUAAGGAUUUGGGAUAGAGACUUGGGAAGACGGGAGCAAAUAUGAGGGAUACUUUUAUGAAGGAAUAAAAUAGGGAUAGGGAACCUAUGUUUGGAAUGAUGGUUCAACAUAUACAGGAUUAUGGAUUAAUAAUAAGCGACAUGGACAAGGAUGUCAAGUGUGGAAGAAUGGAAAGGAAUAUCAAGGGGAGUGGUUUGAGGACUUUAUGUGUGGUUAAGGUCAAAUUAAAUGGCCUACUGGUUACACUUAUGUUGGAUUGUUCAAUAAAGACGUUCCUAAUGGUUAUGGUAUUUUCAAAUGGCCAAAUGGCAAGACUUAUGAAGGUAGUUUUAAACAGUCGAAGCCAAAUGGGAAGGGCAAAGUUAUCUUGAGUAAUGGGUAGACUAGGUUUGGAGAGUGGCAUGAAGGAUAGUUGAUUAAAUGGUUUGAUAACACUUAGGAUGAUUAGAAAGAAAACUUUAAUGUACUCAAUCUAGAAGAUUUAUGA